GCAUAUUGAUCAGUCAUGUCCCUUCAGCAUAUUGAUCAGUCAUGUCUCUUCAGCAUAUUGACCAGUCAUGUAUAUAACAAUCCAGUAUGUCAAACUCACCUUUCUUCACAGGAAAAGGAUGACCUCGAGCCACAAGCAUCAUCUAAAGAGCUUGUGUCUCUCGAUUGCGGCUACUUUUCUGGCAGCAGAGUAAAAGGAGUCCAUGCAAGAGAAAGAAGAUUUCAUGGCUCAGAUCCCCAUCAUGGAUUUGUCUGGAAAUCAAGCGGUGCUGGUGCGGGGGAUAUAAUUUCACACAGACGUCUUGGCAAAGCCUUCAUCAGAAAUGAUAAAAAAAAGUUGUCCCAGACCAUUGACAAGGUUGAUGAGGAAAGAUAUGACGCUGAGGCAAAAGUGAAGAAGACAGACAAAGAGAUCGAGGACCUGAAGAUGAAAGUGGUUGAGAUCCAGGGCAUGAAGAAGCCAGCUCUGAAGAAAGUGCGUAUGUCUGCUGAUGCUAUGCUCCAGGCUCUGCUGGGCACCAAGCACAAGGCUUCCAUGGAUUUCAGAGCCAACUUGAAAGAAGUGAAGAAGGAGGUCAAAGAGGAGGUGGGUAUUUGUGGGGAGAAUUACGAAGCAGAGAAUCACAGUACUUUGGGAGUUGGCAACCUUUUCCCCACAUGUAUUCAGGGCUUUGAUGAAAGGAUCAAUUACAUUUAUUUCAUAUUAUAUCCUCAAACACUGAGAAUGUCAUAUCGUAAACUUUAUGUCAUGCAGGAGGAAGUCAGUGACUGGCGUAAGAACUUUGAUGAACAGUCUGGCAUGGACGGCAGGAAGAAGAAGUUUCAGUCUGCAAAAAUGACCAAAUUAGUUUUGGUGUUCAAAACUACGGAGGAUACAGAGUGAUUGAUCUAUCCUUUUUCUUAUUUUGUUGUACUGUUACAGAGUUGGAUAUGGAAGACCUAAGGUUGAGAUUUGAGGCAAAGACAUGUUUAUCUUACAGCAUAAGAUAAGCCCUUAUAAACUGUAAACUGUAAUUGAAUUGUAAAUUAUUUUCCAAAUAUAUAGGCUUACUGAAAAUAUAUACAACUGCCAAACUGCAGUAAUUCAAUAAAUGUUGGCAACAUGG
Oncorhynchus tshawytscha (Chinook salmon) is the source of this 1105-nucleotide messenger RNA. Its product is annotated as troponin I, cardiac muscle. Lineage: Eukaryota; Metazoa; Chordata; Actinopteri; Salmoniformes; Salmonidae. The record is from RefSeq and is a predicted model, not a curated record. The transcript is spliced from 5 exons. Gene Ontology annotation, cellular component: troponin complex. The coding region runs from base 16 to 882 and encodes 288 amino acids. Gene Ontology annotation, biological process: muscle contraction.